Messenger RNA from Engraulis encrasicolus (European anchovy), 3897 nucleotides. RefSeq names its product leucine-rich repeat-containing G-protein coupled receptor 5-like. Gene Ontology annotation, cellular component: plasma membrane. The transcript has 20 exons. NCBI's taxonomy places the organism in Eukaryota, Metazoa, Chordata, Actinopteri, Clupeiformes, Engraulidae. Gene Ontology annotation, molecular function: G protein-coupled peptide receptor activity; protein binding. The coding region runs from base 1 to 2793 and encodes 930 amino acids. Gene Ontology annotation, biological process: activation of adenylate cyclase activity; adenylate cyclase-activating G protein-coupled receptor signaling pathway; hormone-mediated signaling pathway. The record is from RefSeq and is a predicted model, not a curated record.
AUGGAAGUUGAGUUUUUUUGCAUCAUUUUUCUCACGUUGACACUGGACGUCAGUAAAUGUAGUGGGAACGGGAUUCAUAUUCGAGACAGCGCGUGUCCUUUGCGUUGUAAUUGCGAAAAUGAAGACGUACUCCAACGUGUUGAUUGCGCUUACCUCGGACUCACAGCUCUGCCCGCCAACCUCAGCGUCUUUACCUCGUUUUUGGACCUCAGCAUGAAUAACCUCAGCACGCUGUCCUCCGGAGCCCUCUCCAACCUGCACUUCCUGCAGGAGCUGAGGCUGGCUGGAAACGGCCUGACGCACAUCCCCCGAGGGGCGUUCGCUGGUCUCUACAGUCUCAAAGUGCUAAUGCUGCAGAACAAUCGACUGAGCCAGAUCCCGAGUGAAGCUUUUCAGAACCUAAGAAACCUGCAAUCUCUGCGUCUGGAUGCCAACCACAUCAGUGUGGUGCCCCCUGGCUGUCUGGAGGGCCUGGUUGCCCUGCGCCACCUGUGGCUGGAUGAUAAUCUGCUGACCCACGUACCCGUGCGCGCCCUGGCCAGCCUGACCUCGCUGCAGGCCGUGACCUUUGCCCUCAAUCGCAUCACUCACAUCCCGGACUACUCCUUCGCCAACCUCUCCAGCCUGGUGGUCCUGCAUCUCCAUAACAACCGAAUAAGCUCGCUGGGAGAGAAGUGCUUUGAUGGGCUUCAGAAUCUUGAAACAUUAGAUCUCAACUAUAAUAGCCUGAGCGAGUUCCCCGUCGCGAUCAGAGCCCUGACUAAUCUGAAGGAGCUGGCCUUCCACAGUAACAGCAUCGAGGCCAUUCCCGAACACGCCUUCAUCGGGAACCCUUCGCUGCUCGCCAUAUUCUUCUACAACAACCCUAUAAAGUUUGUCGGCAAGUCCGCCUUCCAGAAUCUUCCCGAGCUGAGAACCCUAACUCUCAAUGGAGCCACGGAUCUCUCCGACUUCCCAAAUCUCACGGGCACGCAUCAUCUGGAGAGCCUGGCUGUGACUGGAGCAAGCAUCAGAUCUCUGCCCAGCUCCAUCUGUGAAAUGCUGCCCAACCUUCAUGUGCUGGAUCUGUCCUACAAUCAGAUCCAUCACCUCCCAAGCUUCAGCGGGUGUGAGAAGAUUCAGAAAAUUGAUAUGAACCACAAUGAAAUCCAGGAAGUGCGAGCCGACACAUUCCAGGACCUAUCGAUGCUCAGAUCUCUGGAUCUGGCGUGGAAUAAGUUGCGCUCGGUGGACCCGCUUGCCUUCUCCUAUCUGCCUUCGCUAAUCAAACUAGACCUGACCUCCAACGCCCUGUCCUCCCUGCCGGAGCUGGGUCUGCCUGGGCUGACACACUUGAGGCUGGCUGGCAACGAGGGCCUGCUGCAGCUCCUCUCUCCACACAAGUUCCCCAGUCUCAGAGUCUUGGAGGUGCCAUAUGCUUUCCAGUGCUGCGCUUUUCUCUUUUGUGAGAAGCAAGAGUUCGGCGACACCAAAGAAACGAACAGUUACAGGCGGAAAGACACCGGUAUCAUUUCUAAUCAAGAGGAACCAGAGUUUGGGGAGUUUUUCCAGGAAAUGGAGGAAAAUCCCAAGCCCCUCCACUCCAUCCAGUGCUCCCCUGCUCCAGGUCCCUUCCAGCCAUGUGACCACCUGUUUGGCAGCUGGUUGAUCCGCAGCAGUGUGUGGGCCAUCGUGCUCCUCUCCGUGUCCUGUAAUGCUCUCCUCUUGGCCACCAUCUUCCUGUCCCCUGCUGCCAAGUCCUCUGCCAAGCAGCUGGUGGGUCUCCUGGCCUCCGCCAACCUGCUGACGGGUCUCUGCAGUGGGGCCCUGGCCGCGGCCGACGCCCUCACCUUCUCCAGCUUUGCCCAGUACGGGCCGCUGUGGGAGAGCGGCGCGGGCUGCAAGCUGGUGGCCUUCCUGUCCGUCUUCUCCAGCGAGGCGGCCAUCUUCCUCCUCACCGCCGUCACCGUGGAGCAGGGCCUGCUGCUGUGCCACCUCAGAGCCGCCACCUCCGCAGACAGCGCCCCCCGUAGGAUGGUGGCGCCCGGUGGUGGCGGGAGGGCGAAGGUCAAGGUGCGCGUGGCCUCGGGUGUGUGCAUCCUGCUGGCUGCCGCCGUGGCCUGCCUGCCGCUGCUCCGCGUGGGGGAGUACGGUGCCAACUCCCUGUGCCUGCCCAUGCCCACCGCCUCCACAGCCUCCCCCAGGGACGAGGCCUCCAGCGCGGGCUUCAGCGUGACGGUGGUGCUGCUCAACUCGCUCUGUUACCUGGUGAUGACCGCCACCCAUGUGCGGCUGCACUGCCGGCAAGGUGGCAGCAGCAAGGCGGGUAAAGGUGGCGUCGGCGGCGCAGGAGGAGGAGGGCUGGCCGAGGACUGCCUGGACUGCUGCUGGGUGAAGCACGCAGCGCGUCUUCUCUUCACCAACUGCCUUCUCUUCUUCCCCGUGGCUUUCCUCUCCUUUGCCGGUCUGUUGAACUUCGGCUUCGUGAGCGCAGAGGUGGUCAAGUCCAUCGUGCUGGUGGUGGGCCCCUUGCCGGCCUGCAUGAACCCCCUGCUCUACAUGCUCCUCAACCCCCACUUCAAGGAGGACCUGGGCUACGUCUGCUCCCCUCUGAAGUCGCACAGGUGGAGCUGCGGCGGCCGCUGCUGUCGUCUGGCGGCCGGGAGAGAGGCCGAGGUGACCGACAAGUCCUCGUCGUGCGACUCCACCCAGUCGCUCGUCACAGAGUCGUCUGAGGCGCCAAACAGCGCGUGGCCAUCCCAGCAGAGCCUGGCCUGCAGUGGUGGAGACCAUUGCCCCCUGUCUCACUGCUAAUAAAGAUUUUAUCAAAAACUACGGACUAAACACAGACUCAAACCAAAACUGAUGAACGAACAUGUUUGUACUCAUCGUCCAACCAUAGUAGGUGGCUAGUGGGACGACACACCCUGCAGGACUAAAUAGGGUUUUUUAGAUGAGAAAGGAAAGCUCCAGAAAAUAGUUUCUCACAGCUCAGCUCCUUUGAAUACCUUCAACUGGAUGAAUGACAAUCUUAACAUACUACUUCACAGUAGCCUAUUCACUUUUUAAAAAUCCAAUCUCUUUCAAACUUUGAGCACCAAAACUCAAGGUGAUCUUAGGGAUGUGUGUUGUGUACUUCCAGGGCCAAAUGUCAUGAGAAACAUCAGACAGGACUUCCAUUAGUUUGUCAUAGUGUUGUGUGGGAGCGACAAGAAAAAAAAAAGAAAAAACCCCACAUAUGAACACUCAUUGGCUGCAUAUCUGUGGAAGGGACUCGUGGAAAAGAUGACUGGCCUUUUUAAGUGUCUCUACAGUCAAGACAAUAGUUACUUUAAUGACAUUCUGCUUCUUCAAGACCACUACCUGGACUGGGAGGGGCCAAGCAUGCUCACUUCCCUGGCCACAAAGGGAAGGAACAGUACAUUUCCUACAGUCAGUAUAUACUUAAGGACAAUCUUUUGCAGACAUAUUUUGAAUAUAAUAAAUAAUAGAAAGAGGGUGUGUUGUAGUAAGUGCCUACUGUUGGAAGUGUUUAUAGUUUUUUCGAUUUCAUGUUUAUUUUUAUGUGGGCAUUUCUUCUGUGUGUGCCCAUGAACAUCCCAUGUUGAAUGUAAAUACUUACAAGCAACCAUAUCUUUUUGAUUAUGUAGCAUCACCAUGAAGACGUUGUCAUUACCACAUACUAGCUUACACGUCUUCAGCAACAAUAUACUGUAGACAUGAUUUAACAACAGGGCAAGCAGAUGACAACUUAAAUGUACAUACGUACAAACUGACAUUGAAACGUUACAAGCUACUGUAUGUAGAAGAGGGAAAUUCACGAGCUUGGUCUGUCAAACUAUUGUAUUACUUCUUCUAUACCAUGAAAUAUUAAUACCUACAUGUGACUUGUAAAUGUAUGAUGGAGGGAAGGGUUGU